ACAACGACCGCGACGAGGACGACGACGACGAGGCGGCGACAUUUCCAACUACCCCCUCCAACUUCCGAGUAUUCCCCCUUCGACACCCCCCCUCGAAACCCUAGGGAACAGAUCGCGGUCUCCGAGUCCUAGGGUUUCCCUCGGCGGAGCCAUGGCGGCGGCGGCGAUGGCGACGGCGGCGGGGACCGCGGUGCUGCUCUACCUCGUGCUCAGCGGCCGCCUCUCUCCGGCGGCGGCGGCGGCGGCGGCGGCGGCCGUGGUGGAGGAUGGCGAGGAGCGGGGCCUAUUGAGGGGCGGCGACGCGGCGGCGGAGGAGGAGGAGGAGGAGGAGGAGAAGAAGAAGAAGAAGAAGAAGGGGGCGAGGAAGGGGCGAGGGAGGUGGCCGGACAAGCCCCCGGCGACGUGGGGCGAGGCGGCGGCGAUCGCGGCGAGGACGGUGCGGUUCACGUACUCGGAAACCCUAGGGAAGUGGCCCCUCGGCGAGAUCGCGUUCGGGAUCAAGUACUACAUGAAGCAACAGGGUAGCCUGCAGCAUGAGUAUGCUGGAAGCAAUUGUGUACAACUAAAAGGCCAGGAAAUUCUGACAGAGCUGAUUAAUCUGUUAAGAUACUUGAGGCUCUGCAUGUUUUUCUCGAAAAAACCAUUUCAAGUGUUUUUGGAGUUUGGAGGGUACAAUCAAGAUGAUGUUCUCAUUCAGAAGUCUAAGGCGAGGCUUUUGAAGCCGGCUUUUACAGUUGUUUGUGAUAAAAGUUCCAAGUGUUUUCUUCUUCUAAUUCGGGGGGCUAUAAGUGUUAAAGAUCGACUAACAGCAGCAACUGGGGCGGAGGUUCCGUUUCACCAUAUUGUUUUGCGUGAAGGACGGAUCAAUAAUUUAGUCUUAGGAUAUGCUCAUUGCGGGAUGGUUGCUGCGGCACGUUGGAUUGCAAAACAUGCUAUUCCCUCCCUCAGUAAAGCAGUCCAACAAUUUCCUGAUUACAAAAUCAAGAUCAUUGGGCAUUCAAUGGGUGCUGGUAUUGCAGCAAUUCUGACAUAUAUUCUUCGUGAGAAUGAGAAGUUCUCGUCGUGCACAUGUAUUGCUUUUGGUCCAGCUGCUUGCAUGACAUGGGAGCUGGCCGAGUCGGGCAAAGACUUCAUUACGACUCUUGUUAAUAAAAAUGACCUGGUCCCAUCAUUCUCGAAGGUUUCUGCCGAGAACCUCCGUUUCCAGGUCAUGGCGUCAUCAUGGCUAAGUGAUCUAAGAGAGCAAAUUAAGCGAACGAGAUUCUUAAACAUCGUUAAUUCCUACGUGUGCUUUAUGCGAUCUCAUCUACCAUUUCCAUCGAAUCCGAGGUCUAAGGUCGUCGACGCCGAUAUGCUCCGCGCUUUGUCGAGCGGUUCUGAGUCUGCCACAAACCGCUCCGGCGAUGCCACACGAUCGACGAAUGGCCAUUCAACUCUAUCUUGCUGGUCAUGCAUCGGAGCACGAAGACGGGCUGUGAGCUCCGCGAGAAACCCUAACCCUGUACAGGACUGUGUAUUCGAAUCUAUUAUGACAUCCCAAACAAACACCGGCACUCGUAAAGUUGAAAACGCCGGCUAUGAACCGGUAGUAGCUGAAUCAGCCUCUGGUUCUUCUUCUGCCUCUGACGACGAAGAAAAACACCCAGAAGACAAAGCACCUGCUUCUUUAAAGGAAAUAGCCGAAGAGGAAGCCGCGCUCCUCAAAGAAGCCGAGCUGAAUAAGCGGGAGGCUCGCCAGUUAUACCCCCCGGGAAGAAUCAUGCACAUGGUCGUGCUCCCCUCGUCGGAUUCGAAUCCGGGCGAGGAUGCCAACGGGGAUGAGUUUGUCGGUAUAUACGAAACUCCGAGGGAGCUCUACGGGAAAAUCCGCCUAGCUCGAAGUAUGAUAAGGGAACACUACAUGCCGAGGUAUAUAAAGACGAUGGAGUUGUUGAUCGAGAAGCUCGGUAAGGACGAGAGCGAAUGUACAUCUUCUUUGUAACGUGUACAAAGACGACGACGAUUGAAUUCAAAUGAUUGAUUUGAGGCAGGUUGGAAGGGGAUGGUGGUGAUAGUGGGGCUGUAGAUCUUCUUUGAAAUGUUUGAUUUGAUAUUAUGGAAUUGUACAGAACUCAAGACAUUUUUUAUAAGUGACCAUUGAAUUUA
Ananas comosus (pineapple) is the source of this 2145-nucleotide messenger RNA. RefSeq lists its product as uncharacterized. Gene Ontology annotation, biological process: lipid catabolic process. Lineage: Eukaryota; Viridiplantae; Streptophyta; Magnoliopsida; Poales; Bromeliaceae. Bases 152 to 1981 code for a protein of 609 amino acids. The record is from RefSeq and is a predicted model, not a curated record. The transcript has 7 exons.